UCUAAAAGGAAUCAGACCUAAUCUAAACCCUUUUACCUUACAGAGCACUAAAUGAUAACUCUUUGCCGUGAGCGUUGCGUUGAUGUAUAGUACAGUACAGUGUUGCUCAGCUGACUCAGCGUUUUAUACAAUUGGACGGUAGAUUCUUCUGGAGCUACAUCAAGCAUAAAAGGCAGCACGCCAGUAGGGAGAACAACAGAAAUCAAAUAACUGUGACCAUGAACGGAAAGAUCAUCUUCUACGAGGACAAGAACUUCCAGGGCUGCUCCUAUGAGUGCAGCAGCGACUGCUCCGAGCUCUCCUCUCACCUGAACAGGUGCAACUCGUGCAGGGUGGAGAGUGGCAUGUUCAUGGUGUACGACCGGCCCAACUACAUGGGCCACCAGUACUUCCUGAGGAGGGGAGAGUACCCUGAGUACCAGCACAUGAUGGGCUUCAACGACUGCAUCAGGUCUUGUCGUAUGAUCCCCCAGCACAUGGGCCAGUUCAGGAUGAGGAUCUACGAGAAGGAGAACUUCGGAGGCCAGAUGCACGAGGUGAUGGACGACUGUGACUCUAUCCAGGAGCGUUACCAUAUGCCCGAGAUGCAGUCCUGCAACGUGAUGGACGGCCACUGGGUCAUGUACGAGCAGCCCCAAUUCAGAGGCAUGCAGACCUACCUGAGGCCUGGAGAGUACAGGAACACAAGAGAGAUGGGAAUGGGAAAUGAUGAAAUGAGGUUCCAGUCCAUGAGGCGCAUCAGCGGCGAUGCUGCCUUUUAAAUGGGCUGUCUUUAAAGAGUGCAACGACUUUUUAAUAAACAUUUUAAACCUUCA
Messenger RNA from Salmo salar (Atlantic salmon), 815 nucleotides. NCBI's taxonomy places the organism in Eukaryota, Metazoa, Chordata, Actinopteri, Salmoniformes, Salmonidae. The record is from RefSeq and is a predicted model, not a curated record.